AUGAGCCAAGAAUUACAAAGGCGCUUGAACCAAAUCUCCGUUGCCCGCAAACAAAAAGAAUUUCUGGCUAAACUCAAAACUUUAACUUUAUUCCCUCCGGCUUUGAUUCACGAGGAAAGAGACAAAAAAGAUUUUCUGACCGAAGAAGACCGAAAAUCAUUGAAAGAUUGUCCAGGGAGCAAAAUUGCUUAUUUAGUCAAUUUUUGUCAAACCAACUCGCAACAAAGUUUACUCAUUUUUUCUACCCGUACCGAAACCUUUUUGGAACCCUUAGCCCAGGCUUUACAAGAAAAAAAACUAAAAGUAGCUUUGCUUACUGGUAAAAUUCCUCACCAGCAAAGAAUUGAAUUCAUUAACGAUUUUCAGCAACAAAAAAUUAAAAUUUUGCUCUGUAAUAUCCAAAGUGCAGGUCUGGGACUAAAUUUAAGUCAAGCCGAUAUUGCUGUUUUCGCCGACCGCAGUUAUUCCCCGGCCGACAACGAACAAGCCGAAGCCCGUUUUUUACCCACCAAAGAGAGCGAAAACCCCAAAACUCGCUUAAUUAUUGAUUUAGUUUGCAAAGGGACAAUUGACGAAAAAAUUUUAACUCUCCUGAAACGAAAAAAAGAUAUUACCAAAAUAAUUACCUCUCACCCCGACGGAGGAGAAACCGAAAUCCCUCUCUCUGACCCCGAAGUAAAUGUCCCUGAACCCGGAGAAAACGACCCCACUCCUGAGCCUGAUUUUGUCCCUGACCCUUCUGACCCCGACCCCUUUGACCCUGACGAUGAUGAUGCUGAUUAA
Molecule: messenger RNA, 783 nt
Organism: Entrophospora sp. SA101
Lineage: Eukaryota; Fungi; Glomeromycota; Glomeromycetes; Entrophosporales; Entrophosporaceae
Source: the annotation of a GenBank genome assembly